Molecule: messenger RNA, 561 nt
Organism: Adineta ricciae
Lineage: Eukaryota; Metazoa; Rotifera; Eurotatoria; Adinetida; Adinetidae
Source: the annotation of a GenBank genome assembly
AUGCCUUCAAAAAUCAAAAAUGUUCCGAUUGAAGAAGCAUCAAUUGAUGCAAUUUUGUCAACUCCAGGCAUUUACACAUGUAUUGCGGUGCUUAUUAUCUUGAAUGACAAUCGAGUGUUUAUAUUCCACUCAGAUCCAACUUGCAUUGAUUUGGGAAACGAAGAUUUUAUGGAAUAUGAAAUUCAGAAAUUGAUCAAAGAUUCUAUUUCAUUGUUCACAAAACGUGAAAAUAAAAAGAGUUCAUGCUUUAGAAGUAUUUUCAUAAUUGGUGGCGCAAGCAAUGAGAAAUAUAAAAAAUUCAACAGUGAAUUAAAUAGAAUGAAAGCGAACCAUAGUUCACUCACGUCAAUGAUCGAUGAAUUGAAUGUUGAUGCUUUAAAAAAUUUUAUUAUAUGCAUUGUCUAUUCGAACACAACUUUUAAUUUGUAUGGUGGUAACGCAGAUGCAGCGCAGGGGAAUGUAAGUCAUUUCCGAUACAACAAUACUUGCCGACCUUACAGUAUCACCACCAUUACUGUUUCUCGCUCAGUAUUACGAUCUAGAGAGAAAUCUGUAUGGUGA